AUGCACGUACGCUGUCAUGGAGAAGGGUCUACGAUUAUAGGGGAUGGUCUGGUGUACGUCAUCCACCCUAAUGUCAUGUCAUCUGCUAUGGCAACUGUUUGGCAACAACAGGUGUUUGCCCUUGAUGCAAGAUAUAACGCCCAUCGCGCGCCAAACCAUCCGAACUUCAGGACGCUGUAUAUUCGUAGAAGAAGUCAGCUUCUCCGAGAAUACACUAAAGGAGAUGAGCCUGCCAUACGGAAACAGUAUAUUAAAUUAAGAGGACAACUUCUUCAGAAACGAUAUGGUGUGUCUUGUGAUCAGACAAGCAUUCGAAGUAGGAGUGUCAGUGCUAGAAGUAGUAGUAGAAUCAGUGAAUCACCAGAAAGUUUUAGAUGUCAAGUUGAGCAGAAUUCUCAAAAUGAACAAGAGGGUGUGGUACCCACCAAACAAGCAGAAGCAUCUAGAGCCAUAGUAGGUGGGACCUCUAUUGCUGAAAAUUAUGCAUUUGUGGGUGUUCAUCAUAUUUUUGAUCAGCAUACCUCUGCUGUGACAAUGUUAAAAUUUGCAAAUAAUGAUAGGUCUCGAUUGUGUUGUGCUUCUUUAGAUGGCACAGUGUCUAUUUGUAAUGUUGCCAACCCUCCUAGAGUUGAAGUAGUCUUUAAAGGACACAAAAAAGGAGUUACAUGUUGUGAUUGGUCUGUUUCAAAUGACUUGAUGGUUAGUUGUUCUUUGGAUGCCACAUUAUGCCUGUGGGAUACUGCUACUAAUAAAUGCCUCCGUGUGGUACGAGAUCCUGCUGGUGCAGAAAUGAUGUCUUGUUUAUUUCAGCCUGCUAACAACAACAUGGUUAUUGCUGGCAAUUCCCAAGGGAUGGUGGAGGUCGUAAAUGUUUCAACUGGUAUUUAUCCCAGAGGUGGUAGCAGCAAACUUGGUGGAAAAGUUCUCUCUCUGGCAUGUGAUUCCAGUGGCCAAAUGCUUUGGGCUGGUAACAAUAAGGGAAUGAUUGUGUCAUUUCUAUUUGAUUUGGAGACUGGCCGACUAAGCAAAUGUCGUCGGAUCAGUGUGGCAGAGAAUUGUCCAAUAACUUGCAUUUCAUGGAGAGCUUGGAUAAGUCGUGAAGCAAGAGAUCCUACCCUUUUGGUGAAUUGUGCUGCAAAUGUUGUAUGUUUAUUCAGGGUUACAGAUAAAGAAGGUAGUUUGUUGUUGCGGCGCAAGUUUGCUGUUCGGCACAAAACAAACUUGAUUCGUUCCACUUUUUGUCCAAUAAUGUCUUUUCGUCAAGGUGCUUGUGUGGUAACUGGCAGUGAAGAUUCCUGUGUGUACUUCCUUGAUAUAGAGAAAGAGGGAAAAGCUUGUGUCAACAAACUGCAAGGCCAUGCUUGUCCAGUCCUGGGAGUGAGCUUUAACUAUGAUGAAAGCCUUCUUGCUACAAGUGAUGCCCAAGGUCUCGUCAUUGUUUGGAAAAGAGAGAAAAGAUCUGUUGGAUUAACUGCCCACUAAUGAAACAAUUUCUGAAUUCGGGGCUUCAUUUCAUGCAGUUGCAUUCCUGUAAUGUUAGUCAAUGCUUGGACCAAAUUUUACCAAUGAAUGAAGCAAUUCAUAUUGCAAGAUUCAACUAACAAGAUAAUUCUCAGUAUAAAGUAUUAUUAAAUAUUUCAUGAAAAUAUUUAUAUGAACUUUUGUAACAUCAAAAUGUUUUCAAGUCAGAUAGCAAUGUAUCAUUUUUUAACCAGUGUUUAAAUUAGAACCUGUAUAAGAGAUUUUAAAACAUGCAAAUCUCCUAAUUCUUCCAUUAUAGUAGUAUUAUUGUGCUUGUUAUCAAAUUAUUUUAAGAGACUUUUUUAAAUCAUAGUGAUUUGUUAUUGUUUUAAUGAUGUUAGCCAAAGUUUUCAUUCCAUUGUCUAAUAGUAAGUGCCUGGUGUCAUACUUGUGCAAACAUUGUCCAUUAUUUAAUGGUUUAUUAUAUACCAGAAGUAUUACCUUACAGAGGACUAGUCAAAGAAAGUGCAGUGAUUGUAACAAUUCUGCCUUUGUUGCAUAAUAUGACAUCAAAUAUGUACAAUGUACUGAACUCUAUUUUGACAAGAAUACAGUUAUUUAUACUGAAAUAGGAUCUGAUCUGAAUAUUGAACCAUGAAUAAAUUAUUUAUUACAUUACAUAAACAUG
Gryllus bimaculatus (two-spotted cricket) is the source of this 2149-nucleotide messenger RNA. Lineage: Eukaryota; Metazoa; Arthropoda; Insecta; Orthoptera; Gryllidae. The record is from the annotation of a GenBank genome assembly.